CCAAGAACCUGGGCCACCUUCUGCUGCCUUCCCAGAGUUAAUAGAGGGGAGACAACCUUGCUGAAGAUGAAGAAUAUACAAUAUUAGAGGAGAAUUUUUUCUUUCUUUGUCUUGUCUUCCGUUCCCACCUUUCAAUCGAGUUGGCUUCAUCAGAAAUGUUUUUUACAGUCUCAAGGAAAAACAUGUCCCAGAAAUUAAGUUUCCUCUUACUUGUAUUUGGACUCAUUUGGGGAUUGAUGUUACUGCACUAUACUUUUCAACAGCCAAGACAUCAAAGCAGUGUGAAGUUACGUGAACAAAUACUAGACUUAAGCAGAAAAUAUGUGAAAGCUUUGGCAGAGGAAAAUAAGAACAUGGUGGAUGUCGGGAAUGGCGCUUCCAUGGCGGGAUAUGCGGACCUGAGAAGGACGAUCGCCGUCCUGCUGGAGGACAUCCUGCAGCGCCUGAUGAAGCUGGAGAGCAAGGUGGACUACAUUGUCGUGAACGGCUCCGCCACCAACACUACGAAUGGUGCUGCGGGGCAUUUGGUGCCAGUGACCACAAACAAGAGGAUCAACGCGUCGGGCAGCGUUAGAUAGCACCUGGAGCGCCCUCCUCCCGCCCGGCUCCAUCCACUGUAGAUUCUGUCCUGCCACAGAAAACCUUUGUAAUCACUGGUUAGUACAGAAUAAACACUUGACAAUUAAAAGCUCUAGGCAUUUCUAAGGAAUGUGCUGGAUUCAUGGAACUCUAAUUCUGUAAUAUACAAUUUUAAAUGCGGUUAGUUUGCUCUCAGACAAGCGUCUUUGCUGCUGUAUUAUAUCCUUAACAGGAAUUUGGCAACAUGGCUGAUGUAGUACACAGAUAAGUGAUCUUUGUAUAAAUCUUUUGUGUUUGAGAUCAAGCUGAAACAAAACCACCGAAAGUCAUAGAUGCAUUUCUGUAAAAUAUUUAUUUAACAUAUAACAUGUUCUUCAGAUGAGUUGAGAAUAUGGUUAUUGGAUCAUUCUGUCAUUUGUCUUCAGUAGCUAUAACUUCAGACUGAGGCUUUUAAAAAUGAGCUUACUUCUAGUACUAUCUCUUUGUUAUUUAGAUAAUGAGUGGAAAAAAGGAAGUAUAACGUUGAAAACAUUUUGAAAUCAUGACCCAAAGAAUGUCUUCGUUUGCACUGUCCUUCAAAAUACUGAAAGUUAUUUAAUGUAUAUGUAAAAAUAUUGCAUUUUUACGAGUAUUAUCUUGAAAUGGGUAGCACCUACUGUCCAUAACCUGUUCUAAGAGUUGAGGCCAUUUAAUAAAAUUGAUACAGCAGUCUCUGCUCUCAUACUUAUGAUUUUCUUACUUACAUUCUGAAGAAUAAAAGAUAUUUUUAUGAUGAGAUUAUAAAUAACUGAAAUAUUCAUGAUGUUUCUCAUCCAUGGAUGUCAGCUGGAGAAUUUAACCCUUGGGUGUCUGUUUAUUAGGAAAGCACUUUUCCGUGGCUGGAUAAAUUUGGCUUUCAUUAUAUUUGGGGGGGGGACCAAGAUUUUAGGUAGAUUGGGACUCUUGAGGGCUUUGUCCAGAUGUAUAUAAUGAAGUAUUUGUACUGCAUUAAGUUGCUUGGGAAAUGUUAAUGUAUAUAAGAGUGCCCUGCUUUAUGAAACUUUGGAUUUGUAUAACAGAUGUGUUGAUAACUCAUUUUAUAUAAUGACCAUUUAAAAGAAUUAAGAACAUUUAAAGUAUAAAUUAUGAAGAUUGACUAUCUUUUCAGGAAAACAGCUACUGUACAUAGCACAAAAAAUUCUAAUCUUGGGUAAUUCUAGUAUAGAACAUUUAAUUUAAAACUUCCUUGUAGAAAACUAAUUGCCAUACGGUGACCUAUAUUUCAUACUAUUUAUUCUCUAUAAAAACUGCAUCAGUGCAGCUAGCUUAUAGAUUUUAGACUAUGUUGAAUUUAGUUUUGGAUAUUGUAUUAUUCAUUAUUAUAUGCUACCACAUGUAGUAGCAAUAAUUACAAUAGUUUAUGAAAAUAACUGAGAAAAUACUAUUUCAUGAAAGAUAGUUUUCUGCAAUGGUCUGUGUACCCUACCUUUAUGUGAAGAAAUUAAUUAUGUACCAUUACCAGAUAAAGUUUGGAAUAAUGUUGAGUCUCUCUUACUAGACAUGUAUAUUUUUGUUUUUGUUUUCAGGGAUCAAAUAAAAAUAUAUUAUUUCUAUUUA
Molecule: messenger RNA, 2175 nt
Organism: Ochotona curzoniae (black-lipped pika)
Lineage: Eukaryota; Metazoa; Chordata; Mammalia; Lagomorpha; Ochotonidae
Gene: CCDC126
Product: coiled-coil domain containing 126
Exons: 3
Coding region: 156-578 (140 amino acids)
Source: RefSeq, a predicted model, not a curated record